Leptonychotes weddellii (Weddell seal) is the source of this 7154-nucleotide messenger RNA. Lineage: Eukaryota; Metazoa; Chordata; Mammalia; Carnivora; Phocidae. The record is from RefSeq and is a predicted model, not a curated record.
UAAAGCAGCCACAACUUCUGACCCUGGACAGGGUUCGAGGGGUCUGCCUCAGCAUCAGUCAAGAACCUUCUGGGGGGAGUCCCGGAAGCCACAGGAGGAUGAGGCUGCCGCUCCUGGUGGCCGCGCUCUGCGCCGGGAUCCUGGCAGGGGCGCUCCGCGUGCGGGCCCAGCACAGGGAGAGAGUGACCUGCACACGCCUUUACGCUGCUGACAUCGUGUUCCUACUUGACGGCUCCUCGUCCAUCGGCCGUGGCAACUUCCGCGAAGUUCGAGGUUUCCUGGAGGGACUGGUGCUUCCCUUCUCCGGGGCAGCCAGUGCACAGGGCGUGCGCUUCGCUGCCGUGCAGUACAGUGACGACCCCCGGACAGAGUUUGGCCUCGAUGCCCUUGGCUCAGGGGGUGAUGUGAUCCGAGCCAUCCGUGAGCUCAGCUACAAGGGGGGCAACACGCGCACAGGGGCUGCAAUUCUCCACGUGGCUGACCACGUCUUCCUGCCCCAGCUGGCCCGACCCGGUGUCCCCAAGGUCUGCAUCCUCAUCACAGAUGGGAAGUCCCAGGACCUGGUAGACACAGCUGCCCAGCGGCUGAAGGGGCAGGGGGUCAAGCUGUUUGCUGUGGGGAUCAAGAAUGCCGACCCCGAGGAGCUGAAGCGAGUUGCCUCACAGCCUAGCAGUGAUUUCUUCUUCUUCGUCAACGACUUCAGUAUCUUGAGGACGCUGCUGCCCCUUGUUUCCCGGAGAGUGUGCACAACUGCGGGUGGCGUGCCCGUGGCCCUGCCCACUGAUGACUUGACCUCUGGUCCCCGAGACCUGGUGCUGUCUGAAGCAGGCAGUCAGUCCUUGAGAGUACAGUGGACCGCGGCCAGUGGCCCUGUGACUGGCUAUAAGGUCCAGUACACUCCUCUGACAGGACUGGGACAGCCGCUGCCAAGCGAGCGGCGGGAGGUGAGCGUCCCCGCUGGUGAGACCAGCACGCAGCUGCAGGGUCUCCGGCCACUGACCGAGUACCAGGUGACUGUGGUAGCCCUCUACGCCAAUAGCAUCGGGGAGGCCGUGAGCGGGACAGCCCGGACCACUGCCCUGGAGGGGCCGGAGCUGACCAUCCAGAAUACCACGACGCACAGCCUCUUGGUGGCUUGGCGGAGUGUGCCGGGUGCCACUGGCUACCGUGUGACGUGGCGGGCCCUCAGUGGUGGUGUCACACAGCAGCAGGAGCUGGGCCCUGGGCAGGGGUCAGUGUUGCUGCGUGACCUGGAGCCUGGCACGGACUACGAGGUGACUGUGAGCAGCCUGCUCGGCCGGAGCAUCGGGGCAGCCACCUCCCUGACUGCCCGAACUGACGCCUCUGUGGAACAGACCCUGCGCCCGGUCAUCCUGGGCCCCACGUCCAUUCUCAUUUCCUGGAACUUGGUGCCUGAGGCCCGUGGCUACCGGCUGGAAUGGCGGCGUGAGAGCGGCUUGGGGGCGCCACAGAGGGUGGUGCUGCCCUCUGAUGUGACCCGCUACCAGUUGGAUGGGCUGCAACCGGGCACUGAGUACCGCCUCACGCUCUACACGCUGCUGGAGGGCCGCGAGGUGGCCACACCUGCCACCGUGGUGCCCACUGGGCCAGAGCUGCCCGUGGGCCCUGUGACGGACCUGCAGGCAACCGAGCUGCCUGGGCAGCGGGUGCGAGUGUCCUGGAGCCCAGUUCCCGGUGCCACUGAGUACCGCAUCACUGUGCGCAGUACCCAGGGGGUUGACCGGACCCUGGUGCUCCCUGGAAGUCAGACAGCCUUUGACUUGGACGAUGUCCGGGCUGGGCUAAGCUACACUGUGCGGGUGUCUGCUCGAGUGGGCACCCGCGAGGGUGGCACCAGCAUCCUCACGGUCCGCCGGGAACUGGAAACCCCACUUGCCAUCCCAGGGCUGCGAGUCGUGGCAGCAGAUGCAACACGAGUGAGGGUGGCCUGGGGACCUGUUCCUGGAGCCAGUGGAUUUCGGAUUAGCUGGAGGACAGACAGUGGACCAGAGUCCAGCCAGACAUUGCCCCCAGAAUCCACUGCCACAGAUAUCAUGGGGCUACGGCCUGGAACCUCCUACCAAGUGGCCGUGUCAGCACUGCGAGGAAGAGAGGAGGGUCCCCCUGUGGUCAUCGUGGCUCAAACUGACCCACUGGGCCCAGUGAGGACUAUCCAUGUGACGCAGACCAGCAGCUCAUCUGUCAUCAUCGCCUGGAACAGGGUUCCUGGUGCCACAGGAUACAGGAUCUCCUGGCACUCAGGCCAUGGUCCAGAGAAAUCCCAGUUGGUUUCCGGAGAGGCCACAGUGGCUGAGCUGGAUGGGCUGGAGCCAGAUACUGAGUACACGGUGCAUGUGUGGGCGCAUGUGGCUGGUGUGGAUGGGACCCCUGCUUCUGUGGUUGUGAGGACAGACCCUGCGCCCGUGGGCAGUGUGUCGAAGCUGCAGAUCCUCAAUGCUUCCAGUGAUGUUCUGCGGGUCACCUGGGUGGGGGUCACUGGAGCCACAGCCUACAGACUGGCCUGGGGCCGCAGCGAGGGUGGCCCCACGAGACAGCAGGUGCUCCCGGGAAACACGGACUCCGCAGAAAUACGGGGCCUCGAAGGCGGUGUCAGCUACUCGGUGCGAGUGACUGCACUGGUCGGGGACCGUGAGGGCGCGCCGGUCUCCAUUGUCGUCACUACGCCGCCUGAGGCUCCGCCAGCACUGGAGACCCUUCGCGUCGUGCAGCGAGGGGAGCACUCGCUGAGGUUGCGCUGGCAGCCGGUGCCCGGGACACAGGGCUUCCGUCUGCGUUGGCGACCCGAGGGUGGCCAGGAACAGUCCCGGGUCCUGGGGCCCGAUCUCAGCAGCUAUGAACUGGAUGGGCUAGAACCAGCCACCCUAUACCGCAUAUGGCUGAGCGUUUUGGGGUCAGCUGGAGAAGGGCCCCCCACAGAAGUGACUGCACGCACUGAGUCACCCCGUGUCCCAAGCACUGAACUGCGUGUGGUGGACACUUCAAUUGACUCAGUGACUCUGGCCUGGACUCCCGUGUCUGGAGUAUCCAGCUACAUCCUGUCCUGGCGACCACUCAGACGGCCUGGCCAAGACAUUCCUGGGGCCUCACAGACACUUCCAGGGAUCUCGAGCUCCCAGCAGGUGACAGGGCUAGAGCCUGGCAUCUCCUACACCUUCUCGCUGAUACCCAUCCGGGAGGGUGUACGGGGUCCUGAGGCCUCUGUCACACACAUCCCAGUGUGUCCCCAUGGCCUGAUGGAUGUGGUGUUCCUGCUGCACACCACUCAGGACAAUGCUCAUCGUGCGGAGGCUGUAAAGCGAGCCCUGGAGCGUCUGGUGUCUGCACUUGGGCCUCUUGGGCCACAGGCGGUCCAGGUUGGCCUCCUGUCCUACAGUCAUCGGCCCUCCCCACUGUUCCCGCUGGAUAGCUCCUACGAUCCUGGGGUCAUCCUGCAGAAGAUCCGCAGCAUCCCCUACGUGGACCCAAGUGGGAACAACCUGGGCACCGCUGUGGUUACUGCUCACAGACACCUGUUAGCACUGGAUGCUCCCGGGCGCCGCCAGCAUGUACCAGGGAUAAUGGUUUUGCUAGUAGAUGAGCCCUUGAGAGGUGACAUCUUCAGCCCUAUCCGUGAGGCCCAGGCUGCUGGGCUCAAAGUGAUGAUAUUGGGCCAGGCCGGAGCUGACCCAGAACAGUUGCGUCGCUUGGUGCCAGGCAUGGACCCUGUCCAGACUUUCUUUGCUGUGGAUGAUGGUCCAAGCUUAGAGCGGGCAGUCAGUGGUUUGGCAACAUCCCUGUGCCAGAUAGGCUCGGCCACCCAGCCACAGCCAGAGCCUUGCACGGUGCAUUGUCCAAAGGGCCAGAAGGGGGAACCUGGAGAGAUGGGCCUGAGAGGACAAGCCGGGCCUCCUGGCCCCCCUGGCCUUCCGGGCAGGAUUGGUGUUCCUGGCCCCCAGGGGCCCCCAGGAAGUACCGUUGCCAAGGGCGAAAGGGGCUUCCCCGGGGCAGAUGGGCCUCCAGGCAGCCCUGGCCGCCCUGGGACUCCUGGAAGCCCUGGCUCAAAGGGCUCCCCAGGGUGGCCUGGUCCUCGUGGAGAAACAGGAGAGCGAGGACCUCGAGGCCCAAAGGGGGAGCCGGGAGAGCCUGGACGAGUCAUUGGAGGCGAGGGCCCGGGGCUUCCUGGGCAGAAAGGGGACCCUGGACCUCCUGGCCUCCCUGGAUCCCGUGGCCCACUGGGGGACCCAGGACCCCGUGGUCCCCCAGGACUUCCUGGAACGGCCGUGAAGGGUGACAAAGGUGAUCGUGGGGAGCGGGGCCCUCCAGGACCGGGUGAUGACGGCACUGUUCCAGGGGAGCCUGGGCUGCCGGGUCUUCCUGGAAGCCCCGGACCCCAAGGCCCAGUUGGCCCCUCUGGAGAGAAAGGAGAAAAGGGUGACAGUGAGGAUGGAGCCCCAGGCCUCCCAGGACAACCUGGGAGCCCGGGUGAGCGGGGCUUUCGAGGACCUCCUGGAGACAUUGGCCCCAAAGGUGACAGAGGACUGAAAGGGGCUGUGGGUGAAACUGGAGAGAAGGGUGAACGUGGAUCCCCUGGCCCAGUGGGACCCCAGGGGCUGCCUGGAGUGGCUGGGCGUCCUGGAGCUGAGGGGCCCGAAGGACCACCAGGACCUGCCGGCCGCCGAGGAGAGAAGGGGGAGCCUGGUCGCCCUGGGGACCCCGCAGUGGGACCUGACGGUGUUGGGGCCAAAGGAGAGAAGGGAGAUGUGGGGCCCACUGGGCCCAGAGGAGCUGCAGGAAUCAAAGGGGAGCAGGGCCCACCUGGCUUGGUUCUUCCCGGAGACCCUGGCCCCAAGGGAGACCCUGGAGACCGGGGUCCCAUUGGCCUCACCGGCAGAGCAGGACCCCCGGGUGACUCAGGGCCUCUUGGAGAGAAGGGAGACCCUGGGCGGCCUGGCACCCCAGGACCUGUCGGCCCCCGAGGACGAGAAGGUGAAGUUGGAGAGAAAGGAGACAUGGGCCCCCCGGGUGACCCAGGUUUGCCUGGGAAAGCUGGUGAGCGUGGCCUUCGGGGGGCACCUGGAGCUCGGGGGCCUGUGGGUGAGAAGGGGGACCAAGGAGAUCCUGGAGAGGAUGGACGAAACGGCAGCCCUGGACCAUCUGGACCCAAGGGGGACCGUGGGGAGCCGGGUCCCCCAGGACUCCCUGGACGGCUGGUAGACCCGGGACUUGGAGCUGGAGAGAAGGGAGAGCCUGGGGACCGUGGGCAGGAGGGUCCUCGAGGACCCAAGGGUGACCCGGGUCCCCCAGGAGCCUCUGGUGAGAGGGGUGUCAGUGGACUUCAGGGGCCCCCAGGCCCUCAGGGGGACCCAGGUGUCCGAGGCCCAGCAGGAGAGAAGGGUGACCGGGGUCCACCCGGCCUGGAUGGCCGUGGUGGGCUAGAUGGGAAACCGGGAGCCCCUGGCCCCCCUGGGCCGCACGGUGCUACAGGCAAAGCUGGAGACCCAGGGAGAGACGGGCUUCCGGGCCUCCGAGGAGAACAUGGCCCCCCUGGCCCGCCUGGCCCCCCUGGAGCCCAGGGAAGGCCGGGAGACGAUGGGAAGCCUGGCCUGAAUGGGAAAAACGGAGAACCCGGGGACCCUGGAGAAGAUGGAAGGAAGGGAGAGAAGGGAGAUUCGGGCGCCCCUGGGAGAGAAGGUCACGAUGGUCCCAAGGGUGAGCGUGGAGCUCCUGGUAGCCCUGGACUCCAGGGCCCCCCAGGCCUCCCGGGGCAGGUGGGCCCCUCUGGCCAGGGUUUUCCUGGGGUUCCGGGAAACACAGGCCCCAAGGGUGAUCGUGGGGAGACUGGACCCAAAGGGGAACAGGGCCUCCCUGGAGAGCGCGGCCUGAGAGGAGAUCCUGGGAGCGUUGGGAAUGUGGAGCGGUUGCUGGAAACUAUUGGCAUCAAGACGUCCGCCCUGCGGGAGAUCGUGGAGACCUGGGAUGAGAGUUCCGGCAGCUUCCUGCCCAUGCCCGACCGGCGCCGUGGCCCUAAGGGGGAGCCAGGCGAGCGGGGCCCCCCGGGCAAGGAGGGCCCCAUCGGCUUUUCUGGAGAACGCGGGCUGAAGGGAGAUCGUGGAGACCCUGGCCCUCAGGGGCCACCAGGCCUGGCCCUGGGAGAGAGGGGGCCCCCUGGACCUCCUGGCCUUGCUGGGGAGCCUGGAAAGCCUGGCAUUCCUGGGCUCCCAGGCCGGGCUGGGGGUACGGGGGAGGCAGGAAGGCCAGGAGAGAGGGGAGAACGGGGAGAGAAAGGAGAACGCGGAGAACAGGGAAGAGACGGCCCUCCUGGCCUCCCUGGACCUCCCGGACCCCCCGGUCGCAAGGUGGCUGUGGAAGAGCCAGAUCCUGGCCUCUCUGGAGUGCAAGGACCCCCUGGAUUCAAGGGCGCAAAGGGGGAGCCAGGCAGUGACGGCGACCAAGGCCCCAAGGGAGACAGGGGUGUGCCAGGCCUCAAGGGAGACCGGGGAGAGCCCGGACAGAGGGGUCUCGACGGCAGCCCGGGCCUACCAGGAGAGCGUGGUGUGGCUGGACCCGAAGGGAAGCCGGGUUUGCAAGGUCCGAGGGGGACCCCUGGCCCAGUGGGUGGCCAUGGAGACCCUGGGCCACCCGGUGCCCCGGGUCUUGCUGGCCCCGCAGGACCCCAGGGUCCUUCUGGCCUGAAGGGGGAGCCUGGAGAGACAGGACCACCGGGACGGGGUCUGCCUGGACCCACUGGAGCUGUGGGACUUCCCGGCCCUCCUGGCCCUUCAGGCUUGGUGGGUCCUCAGGGGGCGCCAGGUUUGCCUGGACAAGUGGGGGAGACGGGAAAGCCGGGAGCCCCAGGUCGUGAUGGUGCUGGUGGAAAAGAUGGAGACAGAGGAGCUCCUGGUGUGCCGGGGUCACCAGGUGUGCCCGGCCCUGUUGGACCUAAAGGAGAGCCUGGACCCAUGGGGGCUCCUGGACAGGCUGUGGUCGGGCCCCCUGGAGCAAAGGGAGAGAAGGGAGCGCCUGGAGGCCUCGUGGGAGACCUGCUGGGAGAGCCGCCUGGCCCCAAGGAAGUGGGAGCAGGUGCAGUUCUGGAACCUUCUCCAGGACUUGUGGCUGCCCCUGAGGUGGCCCACCAGAAAGUCAUCACGGGGUAG